Paramuricea clavata is the source of this 4589-nucleotide messenger RNA. The record is from the annotation of a GenBank genome assembly. NCBI's taxonomy places the organism in Eukaryota, Metazoa, Cnidaria, Anthozoa, Malacalcyonacea, Plexauridae.
AUACAUUGUAUUCAUCUGAAAAAUUCGGAUGCGACGAGAGUGGUGAUGGGUCAGAAAACAAACCAUUUAAAACUGCUCUGAAAGUAUGCAAUGUUUAAAUUUUGAAUCACUUUCCCCGCCUAUUCUCAAAAUCUAAGUGGUCUAUAUGAUAAUCUUAUUCAAAAUGCUUGUCAGCAGUCGUUAAUUUACUUUAUGUAAUAUAGUGUUUAAAGGUGAUCUACAGUCCGAUCUGCGCAUGUGCACAAAUGAGCCCACUUUUUAUGAUAGAAACAGUUUAACUAUGCUUUGAUUUCUUGAAAAGCCUGAUUGUUGUUUCUUGAUCAUUUAUUAUACUCUAGAAGCUUGAAAAUAUAAAUAGUUGUCGAAUAAAACUCAAUAUUUUGGACACAAAAAUGUAAACAAAGGCUUUCUUUACAUACGGACUGUAGAUCACCUUUAAACAAUAUCCCACACAGCCACACACACACACUUGAGAUGUUGCUUACAUAACGCUAUCCUGCAAGGAAAACCAUUUGGUAUUCCUGUAAACUGGUCAUUGAUUGUUUUUGUACGUUCUGCAACUAACCGAUUGCCGACUGUUAUAAUCCACCCUGCCUAAAUCCCAACUGCUGGUAUAGCAAGGAAUAGGUGGUACCUGAUUGUUGCAUAUAGACUACGUAGAAACUCCAUCUUAUCGACUUAUGGAUCAUCCUCGAAAUUAGCAUAAAUCCUCGUAGGCAAAAAAUUGCCGUCGAUAAUUUAGAGUUCGACGGCAAUUUUCUUUUACUGAGUGAAAUGGCAUCUUUUUGCUUCUCAAUACUUAAAAAAUAGAAGAUAUACAGUAUUUACCGCCUGUGCGCUCUCCCUCUGUUACACGACAUCAUUCGGCGAAAAUUGUUUGUAACAAUGUUAUUAAGCAACUACACAACAUGACUAAUAAGCGGAACAAUAAGGAAUAAAACAAAUAAUUAGGUAAGUUACAACAGCUUAAUCAUAUAGUGUACCGAAUUCUCUGUAAACACAGGAACGAGCAACUAAAGAUAAUCAUCAUUAUAGUCAUCUGUUCAUAUUAAUUAAUAAAAUAUAGCAACAAGGCUUUUAGAAGAAUCAUUCGAAUACAAAAGGUAAUGCCCGCAAAAAAAUCGUCGACGUCGAUGUUUUGCCGUCAAUAAUCUCAUUUUCGGCGGCAAUUGCGAUUUGCCCUCGCUAAUUUCGAGCACUGUCCAUGCAUGCGUCUACGGACAAAUUUUUAAACGAACGACUUUUUGCCCAAGUGCGUUCGUCCCUUUCUUGUAUGCUCACAAGGAAUGGGAGAAACAAAAUUAUCAAUAUUUAUCAUUGACAAAAUUAUCAAUUUUUUAGGCGAUGGAAUUUUGUGGAAAAGAACCUUUUCCCAAAAUAAUGGUUGACAGUAAAGAGAAAGGCAUGGUAAUUUUCUUUUGAAAUAUUUAUUUCAAUUAUUACUGAAACGAUAACUCGUAAACGGCAUCGUUUUUGAAACCAAGAUUGCGGAAUUUGAAGGCCGUCUUGUAGGCAUGCCCUAGGCCCCCACCACGGAAGUUCACCAAAUUCAGUAAGAUAAGUCGGCAUCAUUUCAUGUAAAUGUUUCAUGAUUUUUCAGUCUAUCGUUCAUUUAGUCAGACUUUACCCCCAAGAAACUACGGCGAGUGGCCUUUUAGAAUAAAUAAAUUUUAGAAACACUUCGCCAGCAAAAGUUUGUUUUUCUGGAUUACCUAUGAUUAGGGGUGUAACUGAUAGUGUAUCUGGCCGGAUAGUGGGAAAAUCGCACUAUCAAUUAUUCCGCCGUAUAAUUGAAGAUAUCCGGCCGGAUACUGGAUAUUGAAUUAUACGCAAUUUAGAAGUGUUGGUUGCACUUUUUGUCGUGAUUUACGAAGAAUUAAGGUUUCAUGUAUGUUGUCAUGGACAUUUCUUUUAUAAGCCACUUGAAUAUCAAUUUAACCCAAACCGGAUAAUUUGUGAAGCGUGCUAUUCAAUAUUUGUUACUUGUAAAAUAAUACAAAGAAGAUUGACACAAAAUGUCAAAAAGUACUUUUGUUAGCUAACAUGUUUAACCAAUAAACAGCGCAUGCGAAGUUUUAAUUUUGCUCUCUUUAUUGGGAUGCCAUGCCUUAUGUGGUUAUCAAAUCAUAUCUGGCAUGUAUGAAUUUUUCUCCAAAAUAUCCGGUAAUCCGGCCGGAAUAUUUUACAACUAUCCAGUAUCCGGCCGGAUAGCAAAAAGCACUAUCCGGUGUACACCUAGCUAUGAUGGAUUUGAAAAGAAAACAGAAUAAUAUCGACUGUAGCUGGAUUAAUCUUGGAGAACUGUAGAUACUGUAGGUAGGGAUUCAACCACCUGAAAAAUAGAAUUAGGGAAACUUCGACGUUUCAAGCAAAGGCCCGAGCAACAUCCCAAGUGCUUGGAUGACGCGCGGAAACCGUUUGCUAAUUGUUUCAUAGAAAAACUACAGUGAAACAACAGUGAAACAACGGUUAACUUUAUUAAAACGUUGACUUUAUUUAAACGUUAUUUAAACGGUUAUCUUUAUUAUAAGUUUAUUCACGUUUUUGUUAACUAUUUAAUAUACUGUUAACUUCACACGUUAAAAUGUUUUCUUUGUAAUCGAUUUUAGAAAAGAGAGGUUCAGAUUUGACUUCCACUACCGUUACCAUUAAGCGACCAUUUUCCAAUCAGAUGCAUUUGAUAUAUCCGCUUAACCAAUCACAUGCGUACUAAGCCAGUGAGAGGUAGCGGAAGUGGAAGUCAAACCUGAACCUCUCUAAAGCCCGUGCGACACACCUGUAGAUGUUAUUUUUGUGGAGGUAACCAAUUUUCAAAUGCAGCUAGGCUAAUGCCACAUUCUCGUACCCAGAGCCUGUCUCACACGCGGUCAACAGAGCAUGCAUGACAAGCGUCAAAGGGUAGGAGAAUGGGUUGCGCCGCAAGUGCAGAGCAAAAUUUAGCGUCUGAACGAGAACAAAAUGCCAAGUGUGCUGCUAGGGGCUUCCAUUGGAAAAUCCAAAACUCCAGGCUUAAAUACCUAGUUUUUUCAUGAUUUAUACUUAGCUCCAAAUGAUAUUUGGAGUUAGCCAGUAACUCCAGGCUUAGAUGCCUAGCCCCUAAAUGAUUUUUGGAGUUUUCCUAGCUCCAAAUAAUUUUUGGAGUUAGCCAGUACUCCACAGUUUGUAUUUCAACUCAGUUUUGAAUUACACAAGUUACUGAAGUGCAUAUUUGGUUUGGAGUUAGACCUUUAGACUUUGGAGGUAGCAUCGCUCCAUUGCUUCCUACUUUCCGCAGCCAUGCCGUGCGAAGGCAUUUAAUUAAAUUUUCCGUGUCUGGUCCUGCCCGGGUAUUGACCAAUCUCAAACUUAUUAAUAAUUCACGUGUAAAUUAGCCAGCCAUAUUACAGUACUUUAUUUCGCUCACAUGAUGAGACUGGAUAUCUGGUGAAGUAUAUAUUAAUCCAGUCCUUGGACUGGAUCAAAACUAAUUCACUUCACUUUAAGUAGUGAUUUAUUCGUAUGACUGUUAUUUCAAAUCCUCCAAUUCAGACUGGACUAGAGAGUCCUCGCUUUUUCACCCAGUCCUCGGCUUUGCAUCGGACUGGAUCAAAUCCUCUUAGUCGGAUUUGAAAUAAUUACAUCAAAUUGCGUGUUUCACUCUAGUUAUAUUAUAUAAUACCUUACACUGUGUUUGCAGAAGUUUGAGGAAAUCUCGAAAGCGCAGCUGAAGAAACUAACAAAGAUAUUCCAACAAGAACAAAGGAAAUCUGACAAGCGAGAAGAGAAGGAAGUAUGGUUUGCUGACUUUUUUUGUAUCUUCUUUAACCCUCUGGGUGCCAAGGUUGGAAAAAAUUUGAUAAAAAAUCUAACCAACAGGAUUCUGAAUACAUUUGAGACCGCCUACCAGAUUUUGGGGGCAGUUUUAAUUUUUAACCUACAUAACCUGGUUUUCCGAACUGUUGCUCAGGAGCAACAUUGGCCUUUACAGUAUAAAAUAGAAAUGAAAAAACUUAGAACAUACAAUAUGCAAAAUGUUUUGAAUAACAUAGUAACAAUUGGAUUUAAUAUGAAUAUAUAUUAUAUUAUCUACCUCCUCCACAGGCGGUUCAUUACAUAGAUGCGGGCAAGGAAAUUUAGGGAUUGCAUGGCGUGCCGCAGGUGGGAAAAGUAAUGCAGGUAACCGAAUAUAUCUAAAUUGAUUUUUCCACAUUAUUUUUCCCUAAAACUCUCCUCCUGCGUCUAAAUAAUUAAACGCCUGUGGAGGAGGUAGAUAUAUUAUGAGUAAUUUUUAUCAACUAGAUAUAUAAAGGAUACAAAAUCGUGCAAAUGUCUCAUCCUUCGCAAAGAACUAGUCAAAUUGUCAAUGUUCAAGCAAGUCUAUUUGCGGUGAUAUGAGGCAAAGCAGUUUUUAGGGGUUUUUUUCCACAGACUAAGCACAAAUAUACUUUGCACCUGAAGCAGGACCAAAAACUGUAACCAGUCGGACAGUUUCGGCACUGUCCCUUCUUCUCUAGGCACAUUGGCAUGUGGCCAACAUUGUCGAAUCGAACAUCAAUCAUACUCAAUCAAGUUUUAUUUCAUCAGAUGUUGUGUUAUUGUCCACAAAGUGA